AUGGAUAGCAACGGAUUAAAUCAAAUUAUAAAUGCUUUAAAAACCGUCUAUGAUAACAAAUCUAAUAACAAUCAAAGACGAGAGGCACAAAAUUUUUUGGAAACAGUAAAGUCAAAUGAUGAAAGUCCUUAUUGGGGUUAUCAAUUAAGUUUAUAUGAUAACAACAAAGAUAAUUAUAUUGUCAGACAUUUUGGCUUAUCACUUUUACAAAAUUCAAUUAAUAAGAAAUUUCAUACUUUUGAUAGUUCAAAAACUUUAACUAUUAGAAAUUGGAUUAUCGAAUUAGCCAACAAAAUAGAUGAAAACGAUCCUCAUUAUAUAAAAGAGAAACUUUCCUUCUUAUGGGUAUCAAUAGCCAAAAAAGUAUGGGGAUGUUAUUUAGUUAAGAUUUUAACAUCAGCUAAAAAUUCUCAAUCUUCAACAACGAAUAAUAAUAGUAAUAAUGGAGAAAAUAAAGUAACAGAGCAAGAUAUGUUAGAUGGUUGGGUUUCAAUGGAUCAAGAUUUAUGGAAUUUAUGGAAUAAUAACUUAACUACAAGAGAAUUGUGUCUUAUCAUAAUAAGAACAUUAUUUGAAGAUAUAUAUAUCUUAGAUGAUCCUGUAGCUAUGAAAAGAACAGCCAUUUUAAAUCAAUUAUGUGUUUUGGUUAUUACACCCAAUGAUAUUUUAAAUAAAAUUUAUGAUACCAAUGAAAAUGUGAUCAUUUGUAAAUAUAUUUCUGAAGGUUGGUUCAAACAUUGGUCAACAUUUUUGAUUGAAAUUUUAUCUUCAAAUAAUUAUGAAUCAAAGAAUUGUCAAGUAUUUGUUCCAAAGAUCUUAUCGACUUUCAAAACCUGUUUACAUUGGAUUCAGCCGGAAAUUUUAAAGAAUGAAAAUAUUUUACAAAAUUUAAUAAGCAUUUUGAGUAUUCCUGAUAUCAAAUUGAAAACUUUAGCUAUAGAUUGUUUACAUAUUUUAUUCACCAGGAAUUAUUCUGAUAGUGAUGAUUUUGAAUUCUUUAUCGGUUCAAUCUUUACCAAUGAUGGUAUCAAUAAAUUGAAAGAAUUUUAUGAAAGUCUCGUUAUAGAUAUAAACGAUUUUGAUGAACAAUUAUAUUCAUUAUUGAAAAAGACUGUGGAAUUGAUUGUUUCUUUAAGUGAAUAUUUAAACAUUUCCCUACCUUUCAAGAAUAAAAUCGAUUGGGAUAAAUCAGAUAUAAAUAAUUACCUUAAAUUGGUUUUGUCAACAACCAAUCAUCCAAGUUUAAUAAUUUCAGGCUUAUCUUUACAGAUGUGGGUAACGAUCUUGAGAUUCGAUGAAUUAUCAUCUAAAUUAAACAUUGAUAAUAUCUUAAUGGAUCUUUUAGAAAUAACUGCUAAUAGAACCAUUAAUUAUAGUUUAAUAACUGACGAAGAAGAUAUUUCCAAACAAUAUUUAGAAAUCGAUUUCGAUUCAUCUUCAGAUUCAACCUCAUUUUUAACCAAUUAUAAAAAAUUUAAUGAAGAUAUUGUACGUAUAGCUGUUUGUAAGAAACCUGAAGAUGGAUUAAUGUGGUUAGAGAAUAGAUUACAAAAUUUCUUCAGUAGUGAAAUCGGUAGAAAUUGUAUUUCCAAAUACAGUUUAGAUGAAAAAUCUCCAGAAUUCAAUUUUGGUAAUUCUCAAUUCAAUAUAAUUGAAAAUUGUAUUAGAGGUAUAUCUCGUUGGAGAAUUUGGUAUAAUGGUGAAGAUUUCGAUUCAAUCAAUAAUAGAUUAAAUAGUUUAGUGGAAAAUUUGGGUGAAAGAUUGUUAGCAAUGAAUUUGGCUUGUCCAUUAUUAAUUAGAAAGCAAGUACAAACUAUGGUUCAAUUUGCUCCCUUAUUGAAAGAUGUUAGUCCUUUGAUGUUUCAAGUUUUGGAAAAGAUCUUAAUAACUGCCACUUUCGAAUAUCCUGAAAAUAUCAAUGAUGAAGAAAAGGAAUUAAUUAGAGAUUUGAGAACUAGUUGUGGUACAGAAUUAAAUAGAUUAGCUUACAUAAUGCCUGAAUCUUUGAAGAAGAUCUUUAAUGAUCUUGAAAAUGUGAUUUCAAAUAUUUUAUCAUCUAAAAAAGUUAGUGAUCAUGAAGUUGUGGCAUUCAAAUCAUUUUUAUUGGUAAUUGCUUCAAGAUCUUCAAUUGAUAAUAAAGAUGAAUUAUUUGCUAAAAUAGUUGAUCCUGAAUUAUUGGCAUGGUCUUCACCCGAAACUGAAAAGGGAUUAACUGAACUUCAUUGGUUCAUGGAAAGAAUUGGAAUUGUUGAAAUUGCUAAAUAUUUCCAAAAAAGAGGUAUUACUGCUGAAACUGAUCUUUUACAAGCUCAAAUGGAUGAUGAAGGUAAAAAUCUUAAGAAUAAAUUAAAAGAUCAUUGGUCUUCAAUAUUCCCUAUCAGAGCUACCAGGAUAUUUAUUCAAUAUAGUAUUGAAAAAUUAAGUCAUGAUUCACCAGAAUACUUGAAUUUAUUGAAAUUAUGGAAAUUAAGAGUUCAACCUAUUAUUCCUCAUGUAUUACAAUUAUUAACUCAAAUUCAAAAUUACCAUAAUCCUAAUAAUUGGAAAGAUUUACCUAUUGAAGUUCAAUCAUUUGUAAAAUAUAGUACAUUAGAAAGAUUUUGGCAACAAGGAGUCUCAAUUCAAAGUAAAGAAACAUUUAUUGAAGAGAAUGUUAAAGCAGCUUUAACAUUGAGAGAUUUUGCUGAUUCGGUUGGUCAUUUAAUAAGAUAUACUAGAGAGUAUGCAUUUUUAACUGUUGGAUCAUUAUCACAAUUAGAAGAUACUUUAUAUGAAGUACCAAAUAUUGGAUCAAUGAUUUGGAAUGCAGUUACCGGAGAAAUGAUAGGUAUAACAUUACAUAGUUGGAAACAUAUGAUUAAUAGUUGUCUUAGAAGUGUGGUUAGAAAUUGUCCUGUGAAAUAUGUCAAUAGUUUUAUGACCGAAUUAUUACCUAAAUCAUUUAUUGAUUUGGAUAGAGUAUUAGUGAACAAAUGGGAAAAAAUUGAUAAUAACGGUUUACAAUUACAAGGUAAUGAAGAUGAUGAAACUUUAAGUGAAGAAAUGAUGGAAGAACAUAUGUUAAGACAAUUAACAGCAACAGUUGUUCGAUACUUGAUGGAUAUUUUAUCCCAAUUUAAUUCUAAAACUACCAAUGAAACUCAAAUUGCUUGUAAAAAAUUAAUUAUUGCCAAUAAAGAAAUCUUAGCACCAUUUUUGAAUUUAUGUUGUCACAUUAUAAGUUUUAAAGAUACUAAAUGUUCAUUUAAUACUAUAUUAGUAUUAAGAAAUAUUUUAAAUGAUAUUUUAUUAAUGGAUGAAGAAGUUGACAAAUUCUUAUGUGACAACUUAGUUCCUUCAUUAUUACGAGUAUUAUGUGAUGAUUAUUUUGUUGAAACUCAUUCUGAAGCUGCUAUAUGUUUAACAACAUUAUAUUGUACAUUAAGAUCAAAAAAUGAUUAUCCAGCAAGAAUUCUUAUGACCAAUUUAUCAAAUAUUAAUUCUUCACAUAUUUCUAAUUUUGAAAAUUUACUUGUUAAUUCUAAAUCAUUAAAACAUCAAAGACUGGCAUUAUUAGAGUUAAUUAAAAUAUCUAAGAAUAAAGAUGAUGAAAAUGAUUUAGAUGAAAUGAAAGAGAGGAAAAAGCAAUUAGAAGCUGCUGCUUUGGCAAGAACCAAAAAAUCCUCAACCAAUGAUUUGAUGAAUGAUCCUUUCACUGAAAAUGGUCCUUUAAAUAAUUUAUUUGGUGAAGAUUAA
Messenger RNA from Yamadazyma jaroonii, 3735 nucleotides. NCBI's taxonomy places the organism in Eukaryota, Fungi, Ascomycota, Pichiomycetes, Serinales, Debaryomycetaceae. The record is from the annotation of a GenBank genome assembly.